AGUAUUCACUAAAUUUAUUUCAGCUCUUGAAAGUUGAUUUAUUUUUUCCAGCUGCCUGAUUUCUUCUACAGUUGAUGUGUAAUUGAAGCGGUCAAUGUUAAAAGGGGUUGUGAAAGAUGGCAGACCAUACUGAUGAGAAGCCACCUGCUCCACCAGUUAGGUUAACCAGCACAAGGGACUCCACAGUUGCAGUCGACAUGCGGCCUUUACCAAAAGAACCUGACAGUGAAGAUAAGAAAAAAGUGAAGCUAAAAGCUUCAAAAAGUACAAAGAAAGAGAAAAAAGAAAUGCCCAUUAUAUCACCUCCUACAAAUUUUGAGCAUACAGUUCAUGUUGGCUUUGAUGCUGUCACUGGGGAAUUCACUGGUAUGCCAGAAUCCUGGGCUAGACUGUUACAAAGUUCUAACAUUACCAAAUCAGAACAAAAACAAAAUCCCCAAGCAGUUUUGGAUGUUCUGAAUUGGUAUGAUGCUAGUACCAAAGAGAAACAAGAAUCUAAAUACAUGACUAUGAACAAAACAUAUGGAGAUCCCUCACCUCGACCAAGCUACCUUGCUGAUAAAUAUGCAAUCAAUGCCAUUGUUCCUUCUCUACCAGUAUCUCCUACUCGAAAGCUAGAACGGACUCCUCCGACGACACCUGAAGAGGAGCCAGAAGAGCCUGAACCACCCCCACCACCUGUUGCUGCUAGGCCUGAGAAAACUAAAUCUAUUUAUACAAAACCCGUGGAUGAUGAAGUCAAGAAUAAAGCAUUGGGAUAUGACAGGAGGGACAUUGCCAAUAACAACAAUGCCCCUGCAACAAUGACACCAGCUCCCACAACAACUUCUUCCGUGAAAACAAGGAAAAAGUUAUCUGAAGCAGAGUUAGUUGAGAAAAUUAAAAGUUUAGUUUCUGUUGGGGAUCCUAACAGGCGUUAUACCAAAAUGGAAAGGAUUGGCAUCGGUGCAUCGGGCACAGUGUACACGGCCAUAGAGUCAGCAACUGGAAUGGAGGUGGCUAUAAAGCAAAUGAAUUUACCUCAGCAACCAAAGAAGGAUCUGAUUGUGAAUGAGAUUUUAGUCAUGAAGGAAAAGAAACAUCCCAACAUCGUAAAUUAUCUCGACAGCUACAUUGUUGGAGAUGAGUUAUGGGUCAUAAUGGAGUACUUACCAGGUGGCUCAUUGACUGAUGUUGUGACUGAAACUUGUAUGGCUGAAGGUCAAAUAGCAGCUGUUUGUAGAGAAGUUCUUCAAGCAUUGGAAUUUCUGCAUUAUAAUCAAAUAAUUCACAGAGAUAUCAAGAGUGAUAAUAUUUUAUUAGGAUUGGAUGGAAGCAUUAAACUUACUGAUUUUGGUUUUUGUGCUCAAAUCUCGCCUGAGCAAAGCAAAAGGACAACAAUGGUGGGAACGCCUUAUUGGAUGGCACCAGAAAUCGUGACACGUAAGCAGUAUGGACCCAAGGUGGAUAUCUGGUCUCUGGGUAUUAUGGCCAUUGAAAUGAUUGAAGGUGACCCACCCUAUAUGCAUGAAAGCCCUCUCAGGGCGUUAUAUCUAAUAGCAACUAAUGGAAAACCGCAGCUAAAAGAAAAAGAUAAGAUUUCCCCAAUAUUUCAAGACUUCCUCGAUAAGUGCCUAGAAGUUGAUGUGGACAAUCGGAGUACUGCUGAUGAAUUACUUAAACAUCCAUUCCUCAAGUUGGCUCAACCUUUAGCAAGUCUAUACGAUUUAAUAAUGGCAGCAAAAGAGGCAGUGAGAUGUAAAUACAAGUAAAGAAAUAAUUCAGCUAUCAUCUAACUCACUAAAUUAUGUGCCUCAGGGUUUAAAAAAAAAAGAUUCUUUUUUAAGAGCAGCUUUCCUACAAUGAAAUAUAAGGCUGUAACAUCAACUACCGUGAGUUUUUGUGAUAUAUUUAAAAACAUUUUUAGUAACUGCAAAUAUAUGAGUGUGGAGGUCUCCUGUAAUGUACAAAGAAACUAUUUUAAAAGUUGUGAGUGGACUAUUAAAAAUGUUAAAUGUUUGCUUUUUUAAAGGGACUGGCUGAACACUUCACUGCAAAAUGAGCUUAGUAUCCUCCAUUAUUGCUGAUCAUGUACAUUCUAAAUUCCACUUGCUUAACAUUCAUGGUCCUUUUUUCUUUGCUGUUUUUGUGAAAGAAAAAUAAUAUCCAAUUAUUAAAUACCCCCCCCCCCUCCAAAAAAAAAACAGUACGAGAUUAAAAAGAACAAGUAGGUACAAAAUUACAUACAAUUUUCCUGAAUAUAUAAACAGGGUAUCUGAGUACCUGGAAAGUCAUGAGAAAUCAUGGAAAGUCAUGAAUUUCGGUAUUGAACAAAAUUUGUCAUGAAGUGUCAUGAUUUUAACUAUUUAAAAAAAAAAAAAAUCAUAGAAAGUCACAGAUUUAGGUCGUCAAAAAAUCUAAUUUUUAAAAUGGAAUUCCCCCUCCUCCUCGAAUUUCAUGGUGUUCUGAAUAUCUGAAUUUGUAACAAAAUCCCCACUCAGUCAUAUUUUAUUAAAACAUAAAAUCUUAUCCUGUUCUUUAAAAAUUAUGGUGUUAUUUCAAAAAAUGAAAGAAAAAACAUCAUUUCUAGAGCGAAUUAUCUUCUAUACUUCUGUGAUUUUUGUUAUUUUUAUUUUAUUUUAUCAAUUUAAAAUUCUAACUAAAGCAAGCCAGUCAUUGGCGAUAUUUUUUUAUUCCGAAAUGAUAUCAGAAAACUCCGUAAUAUUUUUUCCCGACGAACGAGAAAAGUAUCUUUGGAAUAUGAUUCUGCAGAAGAAAAAAAUUAUUUGCUUUUGUAUUUUUUUUCCACUUAUUUUAUUGCUUCAACUCUUUUUUUUCUUUUUUACUUUGUUUUUUUAAAUUUAAAAUCUAUGAAUAUAAAGAUGCGGAGUAUAACAGUUUUGGUUACCCCUAUCAUUUCAAUUAGUGUUAUUAUAACGCUUUUUUUUAAAAAAUUUAUUGCUCUGUUUUUGUCUGGAGAAAAUAGUAACUUUGUUAAGUCUUGAAAAGUUCUUGGAAUGAGUCAUGAAUUUGAAAAUUUAAAAUGUAGCAGAUACCCUGUAUUAGUUUUCUUACAGAAUGGUCAUUUUUCAUUUAUUUUAUUCAGAACUCUUAGUGCCAUAUUGUCUGUGAUGAUAAAAAUGAUUUGCAUUAAAGUGACAAAUAAUAGUAAAUACUUCCACACAAUAAACUUGAAGUGUUAAGUCAUUUCCUCUCUCUCUCCUGUUGGCUUUUAUGAUCUUGUAUAAAAUAUUAAUUAGUUUUCACUGUCAGAAUGAGAUUAUUAAACAUAGUUUAUUUUCCAACUUC
Parasteatoda tepidariorum (common house spider) is the source of this 3288-nucleotide messenger RNA. NCBI's taxonomy places the organism in Eukaryota, Metazoa, Arthropoda, Arachnida, Araneae, Theridiidae. The record is from RefSeq and is a predicted model, not a curated record.